GAGAGGAAGCGUCUAGUUACUGAAUGCCUGUUGCCUUGUCGUUGAAUUUUCAUUGAGGAAUGAAAACUGCUUUUUUGUUUUUGUUUUGCAACAUGUCUCGCAGACGGCCUUAAACAGAACGAUCUGCCAAUCGAAACAUAAAAGUUUAUGUUUUUUUUAAUAAAAGGAGGCACAAUGUUUAAAUUCAGCUUCAGGAGGAACAAAGACAAAGAGUUUACUCGUAUAGCUCAUGGUUUCAUCCCUGCUGCCUCCAUUGCCCCCAAGCCUGCUGUGCCUCGUACCCCUCCCCCUCGCAGCCCAAACCCCUCACCUGAGAGACACAGAUCAGCCUUGGCAGCAGCCAUCUUAUCGUCUUCUCUCACUGGACAGCCAUGGGCCAUCCCACCCACUCGGCCGUGGUCUUUCUCUGAGACUGACCGGUCAGAUUCAUUUCUAUCUGGACCAAACAUCUGCCCACCACUUCACACCAGAGACAGAUGGUCAGAUGAUUUGUCUAGUCAGCUGCAUCUGGCAUGUGCUGAUGAGUCUGAGGAGGAGUUAGAAGAGAAAGAAAAGGAUGGAGAUGAGAAAGAAGAUGAUGGUGAGGAGCAUGUCUACCAAUCUCUGGACAGACAGAUAACCUCUUCAGCCCCAGAACCUGUCUAUGCCUUUCCGCUCAAACUAAAGAAGACAAGUAUUCCCCACCUGACUGCGAUGUCUGAAGGAAGAGUGCCUUCUCCAGAGCUUCCUGAGGAAACCUUUGUUCAGUCUCCGAAGGCCAGCUGUGAAUCGUCAAAGAAGAAAUCUUCUGUGCCAUCCACUGUACCCAGCCAAGCGACCAGUCAUCCUAGGCCACCCAGAAAACAUGAACUCCCCAUCCGCCCCUCUCCAGAGGCCAACAAAACCCAAGAUAAUCACUCCGCUCUGGUGCAGGCCCUGCCACAGAAGAAUACAAAGACAGUUGAGCAAACUAGGCUUCUGGAAGAGGGACUGCAACACUUAGACCAGAAGAUCCACCAUAGCCAGUCCUCCUCAAACAGGAUAGUCUCUCCAGGCGCCCAGGCAGAACUACAAAUGCUAAGACAACAGGCUCAGGAACUGGUGGAUGAAAACGAUGCCCUCAAAAUGACUGUUCAUCGUCUGAAUGUGGAGCUGAGCCGCUACCAAACCCGAUUCAGACCACUAUCUAAGCAGGAGGUGGACAUUAAGUAUUUUUCACCUUUGCUCUUGGCCUAUGAAGACCGGAUGAGUGAGAAGGAUGCACUUCUUCAAGCCACUGAGGAGGAGGUGAAGAGGUUGCGUGUUCAGCUGGAGAAGGUGAUCACAGAAAGUAAGAGACUCCACGGUGAAAUUGACAAGACUGGAGGAGGUGUUAACCAGAAGGAUUGUCAUGAACUACACCAACAGGCCAUUUUGGUUUUGCAAGAGAAUCAGGCACUGACUGAUCAGCUGUCAGCUCAGCAGGUCCAGGACAAAGCCAAGGACCUCCAACACCAAUCUGAAGUAUCAAAAGUGACCAAGCAGUUGAUGCUGUUGGAGGUAGAAAAGCAGCGAAUGCAGGGGGAGAUAGAAGAGAGCAGCAGGAAGAUGCAGAAGAGUUUAAUGGAGGUGCAGGCCUUGCAGACCCGCCUAAAAGAUGUCAUCACGUGGGAUGAACACUGUAACAUUACUGACAAGCUCAAAUGUCAACUGGAGCAGCAGGAAAUCGCCAAGAGGAAGGAGACAGAGGAACUGCUUCUACGUGUGUCCAGCCUGCAAGAAGAAAGCAGACAUCUGGCUGCAGAGAAAGCCAACCUGAGUGCUCACAUCACCAGAUUAGAGACUGAGCUGGAGCUUUCCAGAGUAGAAAACAGAAAAGCUGAGAGGAGGUUGAGUGAACUGAAGCGACAGAAGGAAGUGUGUGCUUUGAAGGAGGAAAAUACUCGACAUUACCUGAGCGAGGUCGUUUCUGUGGCUGAGUACAUUUCCCAGGAGAGAGACCAGCUUUUACACAUGGCUGCAACUCUUCAGCAGGACAAGCAGAGAUUUAUUGGUCAACUCCUGAAAGGCACGGUUCGUUUGGGAAAACUACAGGAAGAGGUCAAAGUGUACCGGAGCCAGGCGUCAUCUAGGCUGGCAGCAUUGGAGGAGGCAACGGAGGGGAGGACAGCUUCGUACCAGAGGGAGAUCCUUCACCUGCAGAGGCUGCUGAGAGAAAGACAGGAGGCUGAGGAGAGACUGCUGCAGUCCAAACGGGAAGUGGAGGAGGAAUUGGAGGUUGUGUGGCAGGCUGCAGUCAGAGAGAACCAACAAAUGAGGGAGAUUAUUUUAGACUUGCGGCCGAGCAGAGACUUCCACAAGUGGCCGUCUCAGGCUCCAGAUGGAUCCAAGCAGCAUCAGCCAAAUGGUUCAGGACCUCCUCUCAUCACCUCUGAACACUGUCUCCUCAGUCCUGACCUCCACAAAAGAUACACAGCUAAAUCUGACCCCGAUCAGAAAAGUGACUCUUCAGAUGAGAAGUAUAAACACGGGCUGGAUUUCUACUGUUAAACCUUGUUGCAGAAUUAACCAGCAGGUGUGCACGCACAGGAAUGUGUUAGCCUGCUGCUACCCUUAUUUGUCAGCUUAUAUUUGCUUUCCAGAUAAAACUGCUGUCCUCAGAUCAACCUGACACUACCUGUCAGGAUCAGCAACCGUGAGAAAAACCUAUUUUUGUAAGACCUCCACAGAAGUUUUAAGUGACCUGUGUCCACUAGGCAUGUGAAUCUUGUCACUGACAAUGAUUCAGUAUGUACCUCGAUACACUACCAGUGAUACGAUAAAUAUAGCGAUACAUAAUGAUACUGACGAUACGACGCAAUACGAUUCACCCCUGUUCCCGAUUCAAUGUGAUUUGAUAUGUAGUUGAUGGCGAUAUGAUGCCAUUUGGUGCGAUACGAUUAUUUGCUGGGUAUUAAGAUUUUAACGAUAUCGAUGCCAUUAUCGAUUCCGCUUAUCGAUCCAAUUCUUUAUCUAUUACGUUAUCAAUACCUCUUGUGAAUUUUCUGUUUACUAAAAGUAGGCUUUACUGGUUUUCUAUGUCAACAACAUUU
Molecule: messenger RNA, 3050 nt
Organism: Thalassophryne amazonica
Lineage: Eukaryota; Metazoa; Chordata; Actinopteri; Batrachoidiformes; Batrachoididae
Gene: cep89
Product: centrosomal protein 89
Exons: 17
Coding region: 148-2508 (786 amino acids)
Biological process (GO): mitochondrion organization; cilium assembly; chemical synaptic transmission
Cellular component (GO): ciliary transition fiber; centriole
Source: RefSeq, a predicted model, not a curated record